Messenger RNA from Pollicipes pollicipes, 639 nucleotides. RefSeq lists its product as uncharacterized. The transcript is spliced from 4 exons. NCBI's taxonomy places the organism in Eukaryota, Metazoa, Arthropoda, Thecostraca, Pollicipedomorpha, Pollicipedidae. The coding region runs from base 21 to 440 and encodes 139 amino acids. The record is from RefSeq and is a predicted model, not a curated record.
UGCCGCCCGAUCCGUCGGACAUGUUGGAGCUAUUCCAGAGCGUCUGGAGCUACGUUAACUCGUGCUGUGGGCUGCUGCUGGACGCGGCGGGCAUGAAGCACAGCUACCAGUACGAGCGACCGGCCGUGCCGCCCUCGCCCGAGCAGUGCGCCGCUUUCCUGCCAGAGCUGGGCGCCAACGUGCAGACGCUGACGCUUGCCCUGCAGCGGCUGAUGAAGCUGUCCGUGGUGUCGCUGAAGGCGGACAACGCCGACCUGCUGGCCGUGUGGCAUUGUCUGCGGACGCUGAUGAUACUGGCGGGACAGGAGACAGGCCUGCUACCCCGCCAGCUGCUCCACUUCAUCAAAGGGCCAGCCAACAGGGUGCUCCUGGGCAAGGGUCUAGACCAGAUGGUGGAUUUUCUCCACUCGUUGCAAGGACUCCAGCAUUUGGUCAGCUGACAUCCCUGGGAAGUCCCCACCACCUACCUGAGCUUUCAGAGAACCACGCGUGCUUUAUUCGAGUACAAACGUGCUAUGAGUCGAUAAGCUUGUGAUAUGCAUGGUGGUAAUGUGUUGCACAUUGCCAGCUUGAUGUCUAAUGAUAUUGGCAGUUUUGUUAUUGUUUUGAAUCUGCAAUACAGACAUUCGUUUUCACAUU